AUGAACAACAGUAUUAUUCACGAAGUGAUCGACCUCUGGUACGAUUGGCCCAACGGAAGAAACUUCAACAUCAUCCAGCACCAGCUGGGGAAUGUCCUCCACGAUCUCGAGUGGAACAACGGGACUUCCUUCUUUUACACCCUCGAUUCCUCCAAAACCUACAGCAGUGUUCAGCUCGAGGUCGGGAUUUUACGCCCCGACUGGCUCGACGGAGCUACGUACUUGGGUCAGCGAGAGGCGGACGGGUUCGUUUGCAAUGUGUGGGAGAAAGCAGAUUUCAUCACGUAUUUUGAGGAUGUGGUCACUAAGAGACCCGUUCUCUGGAUCUUCUACACCGGCGAGUCUAACUGA
Molecule: messenger RNA, 351 nt
Organism: Hibiscus syriacus
Lineage: Eukaryota; Viridiplantae; Streptophyta; Magnoliopsida; Malvales; Malvaceae
Exons: 1
Coding region: 1-351 (116 amino acids)
Source: RefSeq, a predicted model, not a curated record